AGUACCCACUAACACCAGUAAGUCCAGCUUCAAAUUAUUGUCAGACAACAGGACCUCUUUGAAGGCGGCCAAAUACCUGGGCGCUAUCAACGUACGCUGUAACUGCCUCGGUACCCCCCUCAGGAACAACAGAGGUGGGAUGAAGCCGGCAAUCCACAAUUUGUGCGAUAAAUGUCCAGGCCAAAAGUUUGCAUCCCUAGGACACAUCAGCCAGAUGUGCCCGGCAACUCACGGCCUGCGAGUCAAAAGACAUGACAAAGUUGUCACCAAACUCGCAAAGCACUUUAGAGGAAAGGAAAGUACGCUGACAGUCUUGGUUGAGCCCCAGCUCAAAUACGGUAAUCUGCCAAUGCAGAAACCCGACUUAGUGAUCAACACCGGCUCCACAGUCGAGAUUAUCCACGUCCAAAUCAAAGCAGACCAGGGCAUUGCCCGCGAUGAAGACAGUGAUGAAACUGUCAAGAAGGACAAAUACGAUACCCAGGAGUGCAGAAGAGCAGCCUAUCAAGCUGUCAGGGUAACACCAGGAAGCCUGCCAUGCAACGUGAACGCUUUCACGCUAACCUGGAGAGGCAACCCAGCCCCACACUCGUACAAGUAGGCCAGACGAUUGGAUUCACAUCGAUCAUGAAAUACCUAGUAGCUGACUCUCUGGUCGACACCUGGGGGAUGUUCGUUGUUUGGAAUUGUACACCAUAACAACUCCCGCAAACUACCCACAGCAUGUGAUCCACGAAACCCACUACUGCAUUCCUUGCCCUGUUAGUUACCUUUCUAUCCAAAACCAAACUAGCGGUCAAGGACAAAAAGUCAUACACCAAAUGGGCAUUAUAUUUUAUGAAUUGUUUUACAUCUUUUUACUCUGUAAAAUGUGCUAAAAUUAAAUUUCUUAUUUCAUUGACUUAUGUUAUUAUAUCCUUAGUCUACACAACAUACAAUUUAUCUGCCCAGAGAUGCUAUGUACCUCAUCGACACCUAUACUCUAUAGCUAUAGGAAACCGGCAAGACUAUUUAUCUCUAAUUUAUAAAUCUGCUAUUUUAACUGCACUACCACUUUUCAUCCCUCUUUAUGUAAUUUCUCAGGCUAAUGGCAACACCUCUAGCUGUAAGCAAUUUGCCCUGGGUUGAGAAAUACCGACCAGAAACUCUAGAUGACCUCAUCUCCCAAAAAGAAAUUGUUUCAACAAUAACGAAGUUUAUAAACGAAGAACGAUUACCACACCUGCUGUUCUAUGGUCCCCCAGGCGUGGGUAAAACAAGCACUAUCCUCGCAGUCGCAAGACAGCUUUACAAACCUGGCCAAUAUAACUCACAAGUUCUAGAGCUCAACGCUUCUGAUGAUAGAGGUAUUGGUAUGGUAAGAGAAAAUAUUCUCUCGUUUGCAAGCACACGUUCCAUCUUCAGCUCAGGGUUUAAGCUUGUUAUCUUAGAUGAAGCGGACUCUAUGACAAAAGAUGCUCAAAAUGCAUUAAGAAGAACAAUAGAGAAGUUUACGGAGAACACAAGGUUUUGUCUUAUCUGCAAUUAUCUGAACAAAAUCAUACCAGCCCUUCAGUCCCGUUGUACAAAGUUUAGGUUUGCUCCUCUGAAAAUGGAACUGAUAAAACCUCGUCUGGACAUGGUGAUAGAGAAAGAGAAACUGAAAGUUACUGAUUGUGGAAUGAAGGCUAUCACACAUCUAAGUGGGGGUGAUAUGAGAAGAGCUCUCAAUAUUAUGCAAUCUACUGCCAUGGCAUUUAAAGAGAUCAGUGAGGAGAAUGUGUACAUUUGUACAGGGCACCCCCUCAAGGAGGACAUCAGGAGUAUUAUUCAGUGGGUGUUACAGGAGGACUUUAACACUUCUCACGAGAAAAUAUCUCAUCUCAAACAGUUGAAAGGUUUAGCUCUGCAAGAUGUUAUCACCGAGGUACAUUUGCUGGUACAGCGAAUUGAGUUUCCUAACAAGAUUAAAAUUCAGCUGAUAGAGAGAUUGGCUGAGAUAGAAUUCAGGUUAAGUACUGGAAGUUCAGAGAAGCUUCAGAUGAGCUCAAUGAUUGCAGCUUUUCAGGCUACCAAGGACCCACUUGUCGAGAUGGCUAUUACAGUGUAGACACUGGUUCAUCUCUUAUUUUCUUAUGGUCCUCAUAUUUCGAGAAGAUCAGCCGUUAAGUACUAAAUUGCUCUUAAAUUCUAUUUCACAAUUGAAUUGGAUAAAAAGUAAUAAAACGUCCUAUUUUAUCUUAUUUAUAAAUAAUUUAUUAAUACGUUUUACUGUAUCAAUUUAA
Bolinopsis microptera is the source of this 2264-nucleotide messenger RNA. Its product is annotated as replication factor C subunit 5-like. Gene Ontology annotation, molecular function: DNA binding; ATP binding; ATP hydrolysis activity. The record is from RefSeq and is a predicted model, not a curated record. The coding region runs from base 1088 to 2089 and encodes 333 amino acids. The transcript has 2 exons. Gene Ontology annotation, cellular component: DNA replication factor C complex; nucleus. Gene Ontology annotation, biological process: DNA-templated DNA replication; DNA repair. Lineage: Eukaryota; Metazoa; Ctenophora; Tentaculata; Lobata; Bolinopsidae.